GGGGAGGGGCCGGGAGCAGGAACGUGCCGGGUACUGCCCAGUCUUUGUCUGCUGCCUCCGGAUGUACAGCGAUGGGGGAAUGGACCAUCUUGGAGAGGCUGCUGGAAGCCGCGGUGCAGCAGCACUCCACUAUGAUCGGGAGGAUCCUGUUGACUGUGGUGGUGAUCUUUCGGAUCCUCAUUGUGGCCAUUGUGGGGGAGACGGUGUACGAUGAUGAGCAGACCAUGUUUGUGUGCAACACCCUGCAGCCCGGCUGUAACCAGGCCUGCUAUGACCGCGCCUUCCCUAUCUCCCACAUCCGUUACUGGGUCUUCCAGAUCAUAAUGGUGUGCACCCCCAGUCUCUGCUUCAUCACCUAUUCUGUGCACCAGUCUGCCAAGCAGCGAGAACGCCGAUACUCUACUGUCUUCCUAGCUCUGGACAGAGAUCCCCCUGAGUCCAUGGGGGGUCCUGGAGGAACUGGGGGUGGGGGCAGUGGUGGGGGCAAACAAGAUAAGAAGUUGCAAAAUGCCAUUGUCAACGGAGUGCUGCAGAACACAGAGAACACCAGCAAGGAGGCAGAGCCAGAUUGCUUAGAGGUUAAGGAGCUGACGCCACACCCAUCAGGACUGCGCACUGCGGCCAGGUCCAAACUCCGAAGGCAGGAAGGCAUCUCUCGUUUCUACAUCAUCCAAGUGGUGUUCCGAAACGCCCUGGAAAUUGGCUUUCUGGUGGGCCAGUACUUUCUCUAUGGCUUCAGUGUCCCGGGGUUGUACGAGUGUAACCGCUACCCCUGCAUCAAAGAAGUGGAAUGUUAUGUGUCCCGGCCCACUGAGAAAACUGUCUUUCUAGUGUUUAUGUUUGCUGUAAGCGGCAUUUGUGUGGUGCUCAACCUGGCUGAACUCAACCACCUGGGAUGGCGCAAAAUCAAGCUGGCUGUUCGAGGGGCCCAGGCCAAGAGGAAGUCAGUCUAUGAGAUCCGUAACAAGGACCUACCCCGGGUCAGUGUUCCUAAUUUUGGCAGGACUCAGUCCAGUGACUCUGCCUAUGUGUGAAAGGGCAGGCUUUGGAAAGGCCUGCAGGGUGACA
Molecule: messenger RNA, 1068 nt
Organism: Castor canadensis (American beaver)
Lineage: Eukaryota; Metazoa; Chordata; Mammalia; Rodentia; Castoridae
Gene: Gjd2
Product: gap junction protein delta 2
Biological process (GO): cell-cell signaling
Cellular component (GO): connexin complex
Molecular function (GO): gap junction channel activity
Source: RefSeq, a predicted model, not a curated record